Cercospora beticola is the source of this 555-nucleotide messenger RNA. RefSeq lists its product as uncharacterized. NCBI's taxonomy places the organism in Eukaryota, Fungi, Ascomycota, Dothideomycetes, Mycosphaerellales, Mycosphaerellaceae. The record is from RefSeq and is a predicted model, not a curated record.
AUGGCGCCACAACCUAAACGCAAGGCGAAACACUCCGACGAAGCAGCAUACGUUCCUCGCCAACCUCAGAGACGCGCAAAGAAAUCAGCCCUCCCGGAAGAAGCAAAGAAACCCAAGAAAGCCGCAGUUCCUUCUCGUCGCGACCCUCGAGCUCAGCUACUGGAAGCCCAGCAAGCACUCGAUGCCGCAAUCGACGACCGCAAAGAAGCCCAGCAAUGCUACAAUCAGACGCAGCAACGUCGAUGUAACAUGGAGCGCGAGAGAGAUCUGAUGAGAGUAUUGAAGGGUUGGGAGUCCGGUGAGUGCAUAGCGGCGGAAGAGAAUCUUUGGAAGGCGGAGGAAGAAGUCGCGGAGGCGCAGGAGUGGGUUCGAGAGACACUCGAGGCGGAAGCGAAGUGUGGACCGCGCUUGAAUUUGUUGUGGGAGACGGUGAGGCUUUUGGACGAGGAGGAGGGCGUUGUGAAGGUGAAGCGAGAAGAUGAUCAGAAAGAUCAGAAGAUGGCCAUGAGGGAGAAGAAGGAAGUCGAGUUUGACUCGGCAGUGGAGUGUAAUUGA